Messenger RNA from Schizophyllum commune H4-8, 2400 nucleotides. RefSeq lists its product as uncharacterized. The record is from RefSeq and is a predicted model, not a curated record. NCBI's taxonomy places the organism in Eukaryota, Fungi, Basidiomycota, Agaricomycetes, Agaricales, Schizophyllaceae. Gene Ontology annotation, molecular function: protein binding. Bases 1 to 2400 code for a protein of 799 amino acids. The transcript has 7 exons.
AUGCGCACCCUGGGUCACUAUGCCCUGCACACAUACGCCCUCGCGGGCGACCUCACUGGCGUCAGGCGCGCGUUGGGCGCGGGCGCCGACGUGAAUGAACUCAUGGAGGACAGCCGGACGGCACUGGUAUGCGCGAUCGGCGGCGAGGACUGGCACUCGGUGGACCCAUCGAGCUCGUCUUUCCUUACCUCCGAGCGCCUGCAGAUCAUCGAACUGCUCGUUUCUCACCCAGACGCGACGAUGUUUACUCUGAACGCGGCGCAGGCCCACCUGAAGGGCGCGACUGCGCUCGGACUGGCGGCCUGGCUGAACAUGCUCAAGGUCGUCCAGAUCCUCCUCGACGCGAGCGACGGUGCCGUAGCCGUGGACGGGAGGGACGGCCAUAACGCGACGCCCCUGAUGUACGCCGCACGCGAUGGGAGCCUCGAAGUCUGCAAAUUCCUGCUCGAGCGCGGCGCGCGCCCGGACCUGCGGGACAGCAAUCACCGCAGCUGCAUCCAGUUCAGCGUCGGGGACCAGCCGCAGAUCCUGUGGAUGACGGAGAUGUCGUUGAGGCGGCAGCGCUAUCAGCAGCUGCAGGCCGCGAUGCGCGCGACGACGCGCCCGCAUAAUGACCACCUCGUCGCCAGUGCAUCAGCGUUUGUCGAGCGUAACUCGGGCCCGUUGGAGCCACCGGCGCUCGCACAGUUCGUGCCCAAGUGCAUGCGACGCCUGACGGACGCGCUCAUCUGUGCAAUAAUCUCGUCUGACAUCCCGACUGUCAUGUCGCUGCUCUUCCCAGAUGCGGAUGGCCUCUCGUACUCCCCGCUUCUCGUCAACCAGCCUGAUCACGAAGGUUGGAGCCCGAUUCACCACUGCGUAUCUUCGGCGCCGUCCCUCGAUAUCCUCGAUGCGCUCUAUCUCGCAGGUGCGGAUGUAUCUCUGUUCACGCCAAAUGAGCAGUUUUCGCCUCUGCAUCUACUGGCUCUGAGCCAAGAGCUUCCUGAGGACCCCGAGAUACUCUACAACUUCACCUUGCAUCUCAUUCGCGACUUGCGCGUACCGUUGGCGGUGACGGAUCGCCUGGAAGAGACGCCCAUUCAUGUCGCGGCCGAACAUGGCACGUCCAUGACACUGCUGUCCAUCUACUUGGAAUGCGACCCGACAGGGAGCAUUCGAGAGAUGCGCAACGCACGAGGAUUGACAGCGCUCGAAGUAGCUCGCCCAGAGUUCCGGUCAGUCUUCGGCGUCGACAUGGAAGGCCGCAGGGCUGCCUCUUCGCUGUCCUGCCGCACCGUGCGCCCCUUGCGCAGUAUGGCGUCGAGCUCGUCGGUCAUGACUGUCAGCAGCUCCUUCCCCCUCCCCGUCACCUCCGACGACGACAUGUUUGCCCUCAGCACGCAGAUGCUCUCCAACCUCUCCCAGCUCACGCGUCCUAUGCCGAAGCGCGCGACGCGCGACGUCGACCAGCAGCGUGCUUUGCUCGGCGAGACGUCCCGCCUCUCGCGUCUCAUCAUUCCGCGCCUGCGCUCUCGCUGCACCGACACGGUGCGCGAGCUCCACGAAUUGCGCGCGCUGUUCGACAAGGUCGACCAGUCGUUCUACGCCGUGUCGCGCGCGGUGGCCGCCGCGAUGCGCGAGCGCGGGAUCGAGCGGCGCAAGCGGAACCGCGAGUCCGAGGACUCGCAGGCGACGGCGGUCGAGGAGGACCUCGCGCAGCUCGCGAUGUCCGUCAAGUCGAAGUCGCCGUCGCCGACGAAGGGCGUGGAGGGCCCUGCGAAGCAGUCGAAGUCUGCGAAGUUCAGGGCAUGGCUGAGGAAGAAGGUGAUGGCGGAUCGGCCGAGUACCCCCACGACGCCGUCGCGCACGUCGUCGCCGUUCCCGCGCGCGGCGUCGGACGAGGGGAGGUCGUCGAGCUGCUCGGGGAGAGAGCCGAUGUCGUGCGCGUUGGAGGCAUGUAGCGCGGUGUUGGAUGCGGUUGGACGGGAUAUGCAUCGGAUUGUGGACGCUUUGGCAGUGGCUCAAAAGUACAUCGAUCAAGCAUCGCACUCUACCUCGCGGGCCGAGCGAGUCGUUGGUCGGUGCCUUAGGAGACGAAGCGAGCUCCUCAAUCAGGGCUUCUCUGAUACCGACGCCUCCUCCAUCUACACACCAAACAACCUACGCUCCUGGUCAAGUCAAAACUCCCUCGCCUCCUCCAAGUCCGUCCUCUCCAUGCAGACCAUGUCUUCCGCAUCAUCCAUCGCCGAGACCCUCAUCGAGGGCGACGACGAUGACGACGUGCGGGUUCUGCGGCGCCUGCUCUUCCGCAAGGUCGAGGUCGGGCUCGAGGGCGCGACGGAAGAGCUUCAGCGCGUGGGCGAGUGGCUCUGCAUCAUCCGGGACUCUGUCCGUGCGGUCAAGCAUCGGACUUGUGUAUAG